Anopheles stephensi (Asian malaria mosquito) is the source of this 2717-nucleotide messenger RNA. RefSeq lists its product as uncharacterized. Gene Ontology annotation, molecular function: serine-type endopeptidase inhibitor activity. The record is from RefSeq and is a predicted model, not a curated record. NCBI's taxonomy places the organism in Eukaryota, Metazoa, Arthropoda, Insecta, Diptera, Culicidae. The transcript is spliced from 5 exons. The coding region runs from base 280 to 2694 and encodes 804 amino acids.
GUAAUCAAAUAACUUUGCACUUAACCACACCGCAAACAUCGUAAAAAAGCAGCACAUUCCAUCUACUUGAUCACUCUGCGUGAAUGGCUCGGUACAGACUCUGGGCUGGACAAGCACUGCUCUCGGCGUAUCAGUCCCGCGGGUGUACAUUAUUUUUAAAACUUUCACCCCUGCUUGCGGGACGCAGAACAUCGCAUCGAGCGGAACUGCAGUCGGCAUCCGAUACGGUGCCCGUGAGAGUGUGGUAGCGAACAAGUGGCGAAGAUCGCGAAUCGCGUUAUGUGGUCGUGGCCAGUCGUGCUGUUCUUGCUGUGGGUGCAGGCCGAGUCCGGUUCCGGUGUGCGCGGCUCGACGCAGCUACGAUUUCCGUACAGCAGCACCAACUUCAGCCUCAGCCUGUACAAGGCGGCCUUCCGGGCGGAGCAGAAUGUGGUCGUUGCUCCGUUCACGUUGCAGAACAGCAUCGCCAUGCUGUACUCGAUCGCAACGGGGACGACGCGCGAUCGGCUACGCGAGGUGUUUGGGUUGUCGUCCAACUUUACCGAGUUUAUCAUCAAACAGAAGCUGUUGCACUACACGCUGAGUGACGUUGGCGGUUCGGAGGGUUUCCGCCUGAAGAACCGCAUCAUCGUGAACGGAUUCCGCGAGGUGGACGCCCGGAUGCGCACCAUCAUGCACGAGGAUCUCGACACGGUGCUCAUGUACUUCGACUUUGCCCAACGCGAGGGCGUCGUUCGGAGGGCCAAUCACUUCCUCAGCAUGCGCACGAACGGGCUCAUCCGGGACACACUGUUCCUGGGUGAUGUGCCGCGCCAUUUGCAGCUGAUCCAGCUUAGUACCGGCUCGUUCCGGCCCCCGUUUGCGAGUGGGUUCGAUGCGCGGGACACGAUCGCGCGCGACUUCCGGACCGGAUGGAUCGAGAAGCUCUACCAGACGACCACCAUGUUUAAGGAGGGCGAUUUUCGCUUCGCCCGCAUCCCGGAGCUGGAGAUCGAGGUGCUGGAGCUGCCGUUCCACGCGCGCAGCGAUUCGGUGCUGUGGAUCAUGCUGCCCGAUCGUGAUGCCGAGCUGGAGCGCAUCGUGAAAGCACUGGAACCGGAACACUUUGACGCGAUCUACGCACACUUCAGCAUGAAACGUGCCAGCAUUGUGGUGCCCGUGUUCUCGAUCAAGACCGAGUUCAAUGCUACCGACUUCCUGCGGAAUACGAUCGGACUGGAUGCGCUGUUUCGGAUGCGGGAGCUGCGCUUCUUCGACGAUCACGAUUCCGCACUGGACGGGGUGAUGCAUCGGGCGGCCAUUUCCGUUCAUGAGCAGUCGGCAGAGGCCGGCGGUAUCGCGACGGUGCACAGCUUCAGCAAACGGAGUGCACCGGCGUCCUCGUACCAAUUCUACGUCGGUCGCUCGUUUCUGUUUGCGCUCUUAAAAAAAUCCACCAAGCAGCUUCUGUUCAUUGGCCACCUUUACAGGCCACACGAUCUGGUGGAGGUGUGCUCACCAAACAUUAUUAUUAUUAUGGUGUUCUCCGGCCUGUUGGCCUCCUGUGUGGCCAUCGAUCUACCCCCUGAUCCUACGACAGACGACGCGAUUGUUGCGGCGAACAAUCAAUUUUCGCUCGGCUACUUCAAGGCCUGCUACGAUGAGAAGUGCAACAGUGUUGUCUCGCCGUACCACGUGCGGUUGGCGCUCUCCAUGUUCUACCCGGUAGCCGGUGCGGCCGUGCAGGAAGACUUCCAGGUCGCGUUCGGAUUGCCCCCGGAUGUGCAGGCUACCAUCGAGCAGCAGAAACGGUUGGCCACACAGCUGCACGACGGACGGCAUCUGAAGGCACUGUCGUUCGUGCUGAUCGAGGAGACCCGGCCGCUAGCGAGUGAGUUCAAGCGAUUGUUUACGGAAACCUUCCAGACGACGCUCGAGCCAGUCGAUCUUACGGACGACAUUCCGUCUGCGUUGGCAGUCAAUUCGUUCUACCAGCGGGCACAAACCGAAAUCGAGGACUUUAUCAGCGAGGGUGAUGUCUUCUCGCUGCCUCCUUGCUUCAGCCUGAUGCUGUUCAGUGGUGUGUCCGUCCUGACACCGCUUGCCGUUCGGUUCGAUGCCGCGGACACCGCGAUGGAGGUGUUUCAAUUUGUGAAUGCUCCCUCGCAGCGGGUUCCAAUGAUGCACACGAAAGCCCUCAUUCGCUGGUGCCAGCACAACGAGCUCGGGUGCACGGUUGCCGAAGUUCCAUUCGAUGUCGCCAGCGGACUAUCGCUGCUCGUGCUACUACCGGACGAAGGCACGGAACUGCGCCAGAUCGUGACCGGUAUCAGCACCGUCCACCUGGCCCAAAUUGAUGAACGUCUGCAGCACACCUGGACCGAUUUGAAGCUGCCAAAGUUUUUCGUCCGGGAGAAAACCGAACCCAAGACGAUCCUUGGCAAGCUGGGCUACGGCGGAGUGUUCGAGAUAGACGAUUUGCGCGUGUUUCACGACACAGGACGAACGCGUCUUAACGGGUUCUUCCAGCACUGUUACAUGGCAGUGAACGAAGGUGGCGGCGAAAUUCCCGGACCCGUACCCGCAACCCCACCUACUGAGUGUAGUUUCCAUGGCAACCGUCCCUUCGCCUUUCUCGUACGCCGCACAGUGGACGGCAAUGUGUUACAGUUAGGCAACUAUUCGAAAUACAUUGAUCCCGACGAACAGUUCUGAACCGUGGGAUGAAAAAAACUGAA